Molecule: messenger RNA, 1512 nt
Organism: Zophobas morio
Lineage: Eukaryota; Metazoa; Arthropoda; Insecta; Coleoptera; Tenebrionidae
Exons: 2
Coding region: 211-1398 (395 amino acids)
Source: RefSeq, a predicted model, not a curated record
UCCCACUUUUAGUAGCAACAGGUGUUUUGAUCGAUUUGGUACGCGACAGUGCGCUCCGUGUGACCGUUGCUUGCGAUUCCACCUUGUUUUUCUGUUGGUACAUGGUACAUGGUAGUGACGGAGGGUGAAGGCGUGAUGUGAGGGUGGUGUGUGUGACGUUAUGGAUUAUGUUUGCUGGGUUGGAUAAGUUUGAGAUAAUGCCAUCGCAAGAUGCCCCUCGCCGCCCUACUCCUCCGUGAAGCCACGCCCUCGUCGCUCGCCACCCUCGUCUCGCGUUCGCAGCACCUCCCUCCGCCCCACCCGUCCUACGACCUGCAGUUAAGCCCCACCCACUUUUCAUUCACGCCGCUAAAGCCGGAAACCCCCGAUGAGGGCUUCGAAUCCGACAUCGACAGCCUCUCCAUCGUCUCUAAUGGCAGCUACGAAACGAAAACGGCCGAAACUGACAGCGCCAACGGCUCGGCGAGUUCCGACAGCGACACGGAGACGCCCGAACCCGCCCGAACUGUCGCUGAAUCGUACAAUCUAGUCGACUGCGUCUGCUAUAACGACGUUACUUACCCAGACGUCCUCUUAUUCGUCAUAAAGGGCGAAGCUCUCGUCUUCAGAUUCGACGAGUUGAACAACUUGAAGAACUUCUAUUUGAACUUCACGGCGCUGAAAGCGGUGACCAAUCAGAAGGCGUACAACAAAAGUGGCGGGAAAUUCAAUUUGUUACAGAGGACGGACAACAACGGGGUGACGCACAUAGAGAUUACGAGGGAGCCAGAGCUGGCGAAAUUGGCUCCGCCCGUGCUAGUCAGGAACCAAUCGCCGCUACGGAAGGUGUGGUCAUCGGCUGAUGAUCUGCUGGCGACGCCGAAACGGCCGGAUCGAAAGAAGAAAGUGAAGGGGAAGGCUCCGCCUCCUCCGCAACAAGCUCCGCCUGGGUCGCCGCCUUCGGCUGACGUGAUGCGAGGAGAGUACGUGCGAGUGAAUGUUAACACGGAUGCUAUCAAUAAGGAUUUUAUUGCGAAGAGUCAGUUGAAGGAGAAGAAGCCCAAGGCGAAUUUGGCAACGCUGUUUAUCCCCAAGCCGGUGAAAUCGGAGGCAUGGACGAAUUCUGUGCCACGGCUACUCAAGAAACAUAGGAGUAGGAGCGAGACUAGGUGUUUUACGCCAAUGGCGUAUCGGUAUAUAGACACGGCACCCUCGUAUUCGCCAAUGGGAGAGCGACUAUUUGGGCUCUCCUCAAAGCUGAAGGAUUUCGGGGAGGGGAGGGAGUGUCGGUGGAACAGUGGUGGGGAUUUGAGCUACAAGGAGGGAAAUUUGAAGAGCGUGAUUAAAAAAGAAGAAGGGAGGAAGAAAAAUGAGAAAAAGGUUACUUUUAGCGCCUACACGACGGUGCAGGUUGUCUGAAAAGCCCUAUAGUACUGAUCUUUUUUUGUUGUUUGUUUGUAUAUUUUUAAUUAGUGUGUAUAUAUUAUAGUCGACAUAGACAUGUAUAUAAUCGCAAUAAAGAGUAUAAACUGA